This is a messenger RNA of Mycetomoellerius zeteki, 5039 nucleotides long. RefSeq lists its product as uncharacterized. Gene Ontology annotation, cellular component: plasma membrane; signaling receptor complex. Gene Ontology annotation, biological process: positive regulation of kinase activity; multicellular organism development; cell surface receptor protein tyrosine kinase signaling pathway. Bases 105 to 4922 code for a protein of 1605 amino acids. The record is from RefSeq and is a predicted model, not a curated record. The transcript is spliced from 22 exons. Lineage: Eukaryota; Metazoa; Arthropoda; Insecta; Hymenoptera; Formicidae. Gene Ontology annotation, molecular function: ATP binding; transmembrane receptor protein tyrosine kinase activity; protein binding.
CGUCUCCGUUGUUAUCGUAAAAAUAUCGUAAAAGACAUAACUUUAAACAUUACGAUAAUAAUGUCGUUAGAAUAAACGUUACGAUAAUAUUGAACUUUUUGAACAUGUAUCAGCUUUACGAUGAAGAGGAAUUUGAGCCAAGAGUUAUACCGAAACCUAUAACCAAACACGAUUGCUUUGCAGUGCCGACUGUGCCAGAAAUAUCUUUAAUCUUCGAAAAACCAACAGCGAGAAAUCCAAAGGAUAGGAAUACCGAUACUACCAAUUCAUUGCCAGCGAUAUCAGUAAAACCUAUACAAAUCUCUGACAAUACUGUGAAAGUUAGUAACCCUACAUCGCCAAUUUCACACAGUUCUGACUCUUACGCCACAUGGAAGGAACAGAAUUAUUCUAGAGAGACUAAUUCUACAAGCACAAUACAUAUUUCACCAUUAUACAAAAACACUUAUAGCUAUGAUUAUGCUGUGCCAUCAGGUUUACAAAAUGCUUCUAUACAAAAAAAGCUACAAGAGCAAACAAAAAUUAACGAUAAGCAAGAAAUGUUGCAAAAUGUUAAUAAAGAUGAAAGAAUAUAUGAGAAAAGCGUAAAAUUUAUAUGUUCUGAUAUAGGAGAUUCCUAUCAUCUCAAAAGUCAGAAUGAUUUAUUAUCUUCAGACAAGAAAGCCUCAUCUUCUGAUUCUUUACAAAGAGCAAUGCUGAACGUAACUGAUCAUACUAUGAGAACAUCUAAUACUAUUCCAAGUACAUUGAAAAAACCUGAAUAUUUUCAGAUUCCACACGCUGAAUGUCAGCAAUUUCAUGUACCUAACUACUCAAAUUACAAUAUAGACAAUAAUGAAACAGUAAAAACCUUAUUGCAGCUUGUAAAUAGUCAAAAUCAACAGAUAAAAAAUUUACAACUCCAGAUAGAUAGGCUAGUAAGAAUGCAGGAAGAAAAUUUCAGGAACAAAUCGACAUGCUUAUGUUCACAACCUCUUGCAAAUCAAGUAUUUAGAUAUCCAAUAAAUUGUUAUGAUCCAGCUCUUGCUUCUUCUCUUGUACAAUCUCAAAAUCAAAAUAUAAAGAAAAACGUAGCCUCACAGAAUACAUCUGUUAUAGAGAGGCAAGAUCUAGAAAACUUUAGUGAAAAUAAUAAGUUAGAAACAGCAUUGUUAGAACAACAAUCAAAAAAGGCUUUUAUGGAACAAAAGGUUUCGAUCGGUGUUAUGACAAGUUUUGAGUUUACUGUACAAAAUAGCCCUUUUCCAAUAGACUCUGAAAUAUGUGAGAAAACAGAAGCUCACAGAGAAAGUAACAGUAUUAAUAGGACAAAUACUAUAAAUAUACAUGAUACAACAGAGCCUGUUAAUAGAUAUAAGAAUACAUUUACACAUAAGCCUGGACCAGCGCAAUUGGAGAACAUAGUCGAGGAUUCUGAAAGUUAUUUAUCCUCUAGCCAACAGCAAAGUAGUAAUUUCAACGCGAGUUCUUCCGUAAAAGAAUCCUCAAAAUUACACCAACAUCUUUCUACUGAUUUAAAUCAAGAGGGAACGCACAAAGGAGCGUAUAUAGGAAAAAAUAGUAAUGUAUAUGAACGAGUGUCAAAUGCAAAGAAAACAUCAAAUACAUCUAUGAAUGUAGAUAGUAGUCCUAUUGGAAGAGAGAGUGCAAAUUGCAGUGAAGCGCUUGUCAAGCAAACAAACGAUUAUGUUACGAUAGAUGGGAAAAAGCGUGCCUACAAAACAAAUAUUAAUCAACAUUCCUUGCAUAACAUCCAUUUACCAGCAACAGAUUACUAUCACAACCAUAGAAAUAAAGAAUACGCGUGCAGUGCUAAUGUCAGACAAAUUAAAGAUAUAGGUGAUGAUAGCAUGAUUCUGAGUGGAGGUGAUCUUAAAAUACUGGAAAGACCUCCACCAACUCCAGAACCAAGUAUUCACGUUGAGAUGCAGGAGUAUGCGAGUGAUGAUGAGAGUGACAAGUUAAGGCAUACUUCGAAAAUAGGUUGGACUUUUUACAACAAUGUUUUGGGGCAAGUUAAUGAAAUUUUACAAAAUUCUGGUGUUAUAAGCGAUCAAGAUCUGAAUCACAUUAAAACAGCAUGUAAUGUUGAACAAGAAAAUGAUAGAGAAACUAGAUCAGCAUUGAACACUGUUAAAGCAGCCACUUUGGAACAACUUCGGAAACUUGGGAUCAGUCUAACUGAAAAUAAUGAGCACAGAGAAUCCAAUGGUAACAAGACGUUAGACUUUGAUUCAUCUUUUUAUCCCCGUUUGGAUCAUCAAGCAAAUAUGACGCAUGCCACUAGUGCUGUAAAUGAAACAAAUACAAGUAUGCAUAUGAAGGCGCUGGCAUUAAAAUAUUUAAGUGAUGAGCAACUGACAGAUAUAGCGUGGCAUAAACAAGAAUCAUCUUCAUUGAAACACCUCAUGCUCAGCAAUAUGCAAGGAACAAAUAUGUCGUUAGCUACAAUGCGUUAUUUAGAAAGAUAUCAACUUCUCCCAGGAAAGAAUAAUGUUCAAGCAGAGAAUACUGAUCAAACAUGUGACAAAGUCUCAUCUAAAUAUGAUUUUAAACUGGCGGCUACAAAUAAUAAUCCUGCCCUACGUCGAUUCCCUUUUGUACAAACAUCUGGAAUCACUUUACUGACAAAAUUUUGUUACGCUCGUUACGCUCGCAUAAUUAAUUUGUUUCAGGAAUCGUGCCGAAAUCAUUGUUUGCAACCUAUUGGCGAGUUUGAGCCUUAUCCAAGAACAAAUGAGAAAGCUGACGCAAAUGUUACUUUACACUGCAGAGGAAUGAACGCCUUAAUAAUUAAACAUCAUCCUCCUGGAAGCUAUAUUAUUCAACAAAGCGUUUCCGUCGACACUUGGGGUACAGCCAUAGUGAGCAAUGGCGGAUUGUCGACCUUUUCAAAUUUAACACCAGAUACACUUUAUCGUUAUCGUUUACACAGAAUAACACAGAGCGGCUUCUCAUUAGCCGAGACGUCAGAUUGGUUUUCAACUUACGCAGUUGAUUACCAACCAAACCAAGUUGAACACAUUUCAGUUGUAAAAAUUGAAAAAGAAAGUGAUAAUGUGUGCGAAUUACGAACUGAAAUUGUUUUUCAACCUGUUGAAGACCAGAGCUGUAACUAUAAUAUAUUAUCUUGGUCAGGGGAACAUGAUUUAGUCAAUUUUUAUUUAAAAAAGUCUUUAGAUUUUCGCUUUUCUCUUAGACGCUUACGAUACGAUCAGAAUAUUACUAUAUCGAUCCGAUCGAGUAACGAUGACUUUUCUAAAGCCAGUAAUGCAACAAUGUUUACUUUUAUCACACCAUCAUGUCUACAAAUUCAUCAUAAUUUAAGCAUCUGCGCACCUGAAAAGGUAAAAGGUUUGCAGAUGGAAUACAUUCGAAAGCAAAGUGAAGAAUUAUAUGACAUUGCAGUUAAUUGGAAUAAACCUUUUCUACAACCGGAUAAUUACACAUUACAAUUUAACUCGCUUCAAUUUGAAUCACGUUUACUAGUUGUACCUGGGGAUGCAGUCAAAGCUCUUUUCUCAAAUGUCGAUGUAAGACUGCGGUAUGAGAUCAAUAUUGUGGCAGAAUCAAUGGGUGGUGUAAGUUUACCAUCGAUUAUAUCCGGGAGUAUCGACGAAACUUCAGUUGCAGAGCUAUCUUAUCGCGAGAUUAUCGUAGCAUUAUCAACACUAGUGAUUGUUAUCGGGGUAUUUGGAAUAAUUUAUAUGCAACAUCGUAACAAGAGAGAAAAAAAGAGAGAUAAGCGAACUAAUAUGAAAUAUAUACAUUUUGAGGGUUCUAUGGAUUCCCUAAAGAAACUUUUAAAUCGGGAUUAUGCGGUAGAGAAUAGCGACACUCUUUUGCCUCAUGAUAAAUUUCAACUUGCUCCACAACGGCUAAAACUUAAAGGUAUAUUAGGUAGUGGAGCAUACGGUAUCGUUAGACUUGCUUCGUUGCAAGAUGAAUUUGGCGCUAUCGUAGAUGUAGCUGUUAAAAUGAUGAAAGAUAAUCCAACAGUAGACGAUAUAAAAAAUUUUUAUCGAGAGAUUUCAAUGAUGAAGUCCGCUGGUCAACAUCCAAACAUAGUGUCUUUAAUUGGAUAUUGUACUUUGUAUAAUAAACCUUUAUUAGUAGUGGAAUAUUGUAGCAAAGGUGAUUUACGAACAUAUUUAAGAACGAUUUGGCAGAAUAUAGUAAACGCCGUAUUCGAAUGUAGUACUCACUUAGAAUCUAAUAUGUCUUUUGCCAAUAAGAACACAGAUCAAGAAAAAUGUGUCUGCGACUAUCAAAAUACGCAUACGAUCGCCAAUCGCUUAUAUGAUAUUCAACGAGAUGUAACUAGAUAUGUAGAAAAUGUUACUUCUGCCGAUUUAUUGAAUUUUGCUAGACAAGUAGCUACAGGAAUGGAAUUUUUAUCUUCUAAUCGGAUAGUACAUCGUGAUUUGGCUGCUCGUAAUGUAUUAGUGCGACCAGACAGAGUGGUGAAAAUUUCAGAUUUUGGUCUCAGCCGGGAUAUUUACCAAGAGAAUGUUUAUCGAAAGAAAGGAAAUGGUAAAUUGCCUUUAAAAUGGAUGGCAAUCGAGGCUUUAACGCAUCAAAUAUAUACUACUUACAGUGACGUAUGGGCUUUUGGUAUUUUAUUGUGGGAAAUUGUUACUUUAGGUGCCAUGCCUUAUCCUGAUACUCCCACAAGUAAAAUUUUACAAUUCCUCAAAUCCGGAUAUCGAAUGGAGAGACCACCAAAUUGUAGUCGAGAAUUGUACAGCAUAAUGUAUUCAUGUUGGAAUAUAAGACCACAAAGUAGACCUACUUUUACCGAAUUAAAACAAAGCUUAGAUAAAUUGCUUAGCAAUUAUUCAAAAAAUAAAUAUUUGAAUUUGUGCGAUGUUCUGUAUGAAUCAGCUGAUGAAAGUAAUGAGCCAAGAUCGAUUAAUGCAUAGCAUUAAUGUAUAGCACACUUAAAAUGUAUAGCAUAGCUAUAUUAACUAUAGCUCAUUAAACUGAAUUUUAAUAUGACAAUUUUAACAAUUUUUACUAUGACCAAAAUCAUUUAUUUC